Sturnus vulgaris (Common starling) is the source of this 2635-nucleotide messenger RNA. Lineage: Eukaryota; Metazoa; Chordata; Aves; Passeriformes; Sturnidae. The record is from RefSeq and is a predicted model, not a curated record.
UUCGUGAUAAAUAGUCAGAAACCAGGGCUAAAAAACCGGUUGAUAUUACCACAAGCCUUUGAUUUACAGUAGGUGUUUUGGGUUCUUUUAACUCUAGACUUUCUUUUUUUCUCUUAAUGUAACCUUUUUUAUUGUGUGUAUAAUUCACAAGUAAUAUGUGCAUGCUAUCUGGGUGUUGGAGGCAAAGGAGAUUGCCACUAAAGCUAAGUGAGGCAUAUGCCUGUAUGCAUGUAUUAAGAAAGCAGAUUACCUGAUCUGUGUGAAGGAAAUACCUGUUUACUUCUUGUGGAGGAUUUUAUCCAUGAAGCAUCCUUUCUAUACUCAAAUCCUCCAGUGUUUGAUUUCUUCCAAAAUACUUAAUUCCAAAGAAAAACAAGAAUUCUAUAGAUCAUUGCAUUACAAUAUACACGUAUAAAAUAGCACCAUGUGUUAAAAACUGAUGCCUUUCUAAAGUGUAAAUGCCCUGAGUUAUGUGCCAAGCUGAGCUAUGACUUCUUUGCUUUUGGUCUAAAAAAUACAUUUGUACAACUGAAGAGCUUCAUGACUAGUAGGUGAAAUAUUCAGAGGUCUACCUAAAAAUUUAUAAGCAGUUUAUGAUUUAGCAGUUCUGUGUAUGGAUGUGCCACUCUUCGUGAGUCAGCAUCUUGAAAAUAUACCUGUAUCUGCACAUAUGUAAAAUAGGCCAUUGUGAACAUUGUGGACAAUUAGGUGUCUAACGUGUUUCCUUGGCUUGGAUUUCAGUUAGUUAUGCUGGUGGUUAAAGUGAAUAAAAAAGAUAUUUCUGUUACCAUUCCAAUUUAAAGCUGCUUUUGUAGGAACAAAGAUAAGUAGUAAUACAUAGUAGAAUGAACUGUAGUAGAGAACAUACACUGAGACUCAAGAGAAAGAGAUUGAAAUAAUGUUCUGUUUUUAACAACUCGCUUGGGAAAACAUUUCUUUUUUCUUUUGAAUGUUUUUGUUUUACGAAAGAGUUUGUUGGUGACCCAGCAAGAAAUGUAAAAGUUCUUGGAAACCAUUUGGUGAAGGCUCAGCAAAAGACUAAACCCAAGUAUGCAGCGCGCCACUUGGUUCGUGUCUUGUUCCCCAAGAAAACUUUAUUGUGCAGCGUUAUGGGAGCGAGCGCACGAGGGCGCAGGACUCUGGAUCCAAACAAAAUUGCUGCAAUAAGAGAGUUUCUUGCAACUAACUUUCCAACCUAUGAUUUGAGCGAGCAUGGAAAAGACUGGAAAACCUGUAUCACAAAUGUCAAUGCCAUGAUCCGCUGCUUGCGCUCUGAAACCAAAGCAAACCCAGCAAGUUCUAAGGAGACAACUGAGGGGAAAGAAGAAGUGUCUGAUGCUCCUGAUACAUCUCAUUGUGUAGAUUUAAAUUAUAAUGAGGAUAUUGGAGUCAAUUUUCAAAACUCUCAGAAAAUGACCAGCUCCACAACUGACACAUUGCUGAAUUCAGGAUUGGAUAAGUUUCCAGAAGCUUUCCACACAUCUUCACUCAACAAACAUUCUUUGGAACCUAUGGAACCUCUUGGGAGCCCAUCACACAAUGUUCAGUUGCCUUUCUCAGUCAUUUACGUCGCUAAGGGGAAGACGCGGCCAGAGUUGUCAGCUCGCUAUCUAAUCCGUCAUAUGUUCCCUGAAGAUGUGCUGGUGAAAAGCAACGUGUAUGGUAGUCUUGAUCGUGGCAUGAGCCCACUGGAUUCCAAUAAAAUCAAUGCACUCAGAGACUUCCUUCAAGACAAUUUUCCAUCCUUUGAUCUCAAUGAAAGUGGAUUUGAUUGGAAGGCAUGCGUGGCUGCCAUGAACAGCUCAAUCCGCAGUCUCAGACAUGAGCUUAAAAAGGCGACAUCUGGAAUCCGCCACGGAGCCCUGGCAGUGCCACCCUCGAGUGCAGAGUCCCCCAGAGGAUCCCACUUCCGUAGAACCAAUGGAAGACAUCUCUCAGAUUGAAGCUCUCUAGCAUCUGUCUCAAAUCUUAAUUUAGCAGGUUUUUAUUAAUUCCAUGUAGAAACCUGUAAUAUUGAGCUGUCCUAUUCAACUGACUUGUCAGCAGCACUAAAUAGCAUCACUUCAUGAGACCAAAAUUAGCAGAAGGCUUGGGAGUCCUGACUCCUUGCAUAGGUAGCGUUUGUGCUCCUCACAAAUUAUUUUCACUGCUCCCUGUAGCAUUUGCAGUGUGCUCUCUCUGAAAAGCAUCUUCUUCUCAUGAUUCAUUGAAUCUGAAAGAUUAAUCUGAUUAGAAAAGAUGCACUGUGCAUCAGUACAGCAGAAGCAGAUGGAAAAGAGGAGAGGAAAGAGUGGUCCUCCUUAGAGGAUGAAUCAUAGACAGCUAAAUUAUCUCAUUAUAUGUGAGGAAUGAAAUUUGCUUUGACAAUUGGAUAUCUUCAGCAAAAAUACCAGAAAGGAAAAAAUAUUUUUAAUUGCAUUUAGUUAACUUGUAUCUGGACUUGAUGAUCUUCGAGGUCUUUUCCAACCUUAAUGAUUGUAUGAUCUCUCACAUUUUUGCCGCCUAUAUCAGUGUUUUUUGUAGGAUAAGAGGCAGACAACAAUACAAGUACAACUGGUAAUGUAUGGGGGAAUGAUGCCUUAAGUUUUAGCUUUCAUAUUUUCCAGAUUCUGUACUGUAUUAGUAUGUAACUCUG